GCCUGUCUGCUACAUUUGCUAACAAGGAAAAACUCAGGAAGAGAUGAUGGCAGACUCGGGACCCGAGGAAAUAGCGGUGAUCGGGAACACCGACCUCACAUCGGCAGAACUAGAGAACAACAUUAAAAACACGAUGGUCGAGAUUGAGAAAUGGACUAGUCUUCUAAGAAAGAUGGAGAUCAGCGUUGGAGAGGCAGAGAAAAGGACUGGGAAGAAUACAGUCAACAUGCAGGAGAUAUACACUGUUUACCUAAUUGAGACACGGCCGGUUGAUGCUGUGACAGAAGGUAUAAUCCCAGCCCCAGACUCCUUAUGGAGGAGAUACAGCGAGUUUGAGCUACUCAGAAACUACUUGUUGGUCACUUAUCCCUUUGUCGUUGUUGCCCCAUUACCCGAGAAGAGGGCAGAGAUUGUGUGGCACAAGCUGUCAGCGGACAACAUGGACCCAGACUUUGUGGAGAGAAGGAGGGUUGGACUGGAGAACUUCCUGCUCCGAUUAGCCUCCCACCCAGUUCUCUGCAACGACAAGAUCUUCUACAUCUUCCUCACUGAGGAAAAAGGAUGGAAGGAAAUGGUGUACGAGACAGGAUUUCAAGCAAAGGCUGAUUCCAGGUUGAAAGCUAUGAAUGCAGCAUUCAGGGUGAAGAAUCCAGACAAACGGUUUACAGAGCUGAAACACUACAGCGACGAGCUACAGACUGUAGUCUCCCAGCUGCUGAGAGUACGGGCAAGGGUAGCAGAUCGACUGUAUGGGGUGUACAAAGUGCAUGGAAACUAUGGACGAGUCUUCAGUGAGUGGAGUGCCAUAGAGAAAGAGAUGGGAGAUGGACUACAAAGUGCUGGUCAUCACAUGGAUGCGUAUGCUGCUUCUGUAGAUGAUAUUCUGGAGGAAGAGGAGCACUAUGCUGAUCAGCUGAAGGAGUACCUAUUCUAUACUGAGGCACUAAGGGCAGUGUGCAGGAAGCAUGAGUUGACACAGUUUGAGUUGGAGAUGGCUGCACAGGACUUAGCCUCUAAGAAACAGCAGAAGGAGGAGCUGGUCACAGGGACUGUGCGGACGUUCUCACUGAAGGGGAUGACCAGUAAGCUGUUUGGCCAGGAGACUGCAGAGCAGAGGGAGGCUAAGUUACAAGUGUUAGAACAGCAGAUAGAGGAGGGAGAGGAGGCUGUGAAAGAGAAGAACACCGAGAGCGAUGAGUUUGUGAAGACUGCCUGGUUAGACAUUGAGCACUUUAAAGACCAAAAGGACCGGGACCUGAAGGAGGCCCUGAUUAGCUAUGCAAUCAUGCAGAUCAGCAGGUGUAAAAAGGUGACACGUCCCCACAGAUACUUAAAAUGUAUUGAGUAUUCUGCCUGUAAAAAAGGGAAUACAAAUGUGGACCAACGCAAAGGAGUGUUUCAACAAGAUGUGAUCUUCAGGGCCGAAACAGGCUCCAAACAAACAUCAAAACAUGCUUUUUUUCAGGGGACUCCUCCUGGGGUUGCAUCCCAAAUUGCACUCUAUUCCCUAAAUAGUGUGCUACUUUUGACCAGAGCCCUGUGGGGUCUGUUCACUAUAUAGGGAACAGGGUGCUUUUUGGGACAGAUUCCUGGACACAGUCCCUAUGAUCCUUAUGGCAACAUUGAUCAUGUAUGCUCAAGAACAAAUAAAUAAUUAUUAUUUUUCUAUAUCUUUAUCAUGUCCGAUUGCUAGCUGCCUUGAUUUGAUCGACUUGCAAUUGCAGUUAUUUCUCAGUGACUGUCUGACAAAUGUGUUUUUUCAUACAAAUGUAUUUUCGCUGAAAUGCUGAUUUAAGGUUAUUCACCAAGCACUUAUAUUAAUUUGUUUAUAGAGAUGCCAAGAAAUGUGGACUGAACCCAAUUUUCCUAUUCUGCCUUUUACACAAUGUUCAAAAUCACAUCAUAAGAUUAGUCUUGCAUAUUUUCUAUGAAUUCCCUGGUUUUCCCAAAAAUCCAGGCUGGAGGAUUCCAAGAAUCAGGAGGGAACAAGCAGGAAAUCCGGAAUUCUCAAACCAGGAUUAAUGGAAAACCAGAGAAUUUAUUGACAGUUCCAAGAAUUUUGCAACCCUACAUAAGAUUACAACUGUUUAGAUGUUUUGUUGUUGUUAUUGAACCUUUAACCAUGCAUGUCAAUUAACAACAAAUUAUUAUUUACAAUGGAGGCAGGAGGCAAUUAGACUAGUCCUAUAAGAAUGUGCUUGCCGUUUAUUUUACAUGCAUAAUUCACUUGUGUUUUUGUCAAUUUUAUACUUGUGGUUGGUAUAUUGACCUUUGUCUUUUCUACCCUCUCAGUGCAUUGUCCCAGUAUACUAAAAUAAGGUGUUCAACCUUUUCAGAUGUUUUUGUACAACAUUAAGAAUGUAACCCUCCUAUUUAAAUGGCUUACUGUACUUUGCCAUUCAAAACAUACUCAGGCACUUGGCCUUAAGUAACCACUAUGAUGAAUGGCAGGCUUGUCAUUUCUGAAGAGUGGGUGGGUCAGUGUUUUGAUAAAUCUAGCCAAAGGAACAGGAAGGUCACACAGGAAAGACAGGAUGUGAUAAUUUACUUAUGGUAGUGUUGUGCGUGUACUGGGGAUGCAGCCAAAAUGACUACGUAUGCUCUAUAUAGUGCAUUACUUUUGACCAGAGCACUAAGGGCCUUGGUCUAAAUUAGUGCACUAAAUAGGAAAGGGUGCAAUUUGGGACACAACUCUGGCCUCUUGCAUCUCUGUUCACUCUAAGGGCUAGGGGAGGAGGUGCAAUGUUAAUCGUGAAUUUGGGAUGAGAUCAGAGCGCUCUGGCAGGAAAUUGCACUGUUUAUGCGGUUGUAAGGUUGUAAUCAUUGUGCCAAAAAUACACUAAUAAAUAGGAAGAAUUCUAGUUUAAGGUCUCUUAAAAUCAUGUGUGUGGUGUGUUUGUUUAAAUGUUUAUAUAAAUUCAAAUAAACUACCGUAACCCUUA
This is a messenger RNA of Oncorhynchus kisutch (coho salmon), 2942 nucleotides long. RefSeq names its product sorting nexin 4 (gene snx4). Bases 44 to 1561 code for a protein of 505 amino acids. Gene Ontology annotation, molecular function: phosphatidylinositol-3-phosphate binding. NCBI's taxonomy places the organism in Eukaryota, Metazoa, Chordata, Actinopteri, Salmoniformes, Salmonidae. Gene Ontology annotation, cellular component: early endosome membrane; SNARE complex; plasma membrane. Gene Ontology annotation, biological process: positive regulation of autophagosome assembly; protein transport. The transcript has 14 exons. The record is from RefSeq and is a predicted model, not a curated record.